Molecule: messenger RNA, 312 nt
Organism: Lolium rigidum
Lineage: Eukaryota; Viridiplantae; Streptophyta; Magnoliopsida; Poales; Poaceae
Exons: 1
Coding region: 1-312 (103 amino acids)
Source: RefSeq, a predicted model, not a curated record
AUGGCCAACCACGCAGCUGCCGCUCUCCUGAUGGCGUCACUUCUCGUAGCGGUGACCCUCGCCGAUGCCAGGAUCACCUUGCAGGUGCAGGGUGGCAGCAUGAAGGAAGGUAACGUGGCGAUGACGUUCGUGAAGACGGUGCCGGCGUUGACAUGCACCAAGGUGCGCGGGUUCCAGGCGGGCGAUACCUGCUUCGACGUCGCGGUGGGUGCCGGCUUGACCCAGGCUCAGUUUCUCAGCUUCAACCCAAACCUCAACUGCCUCAAGGUUUUCGUUGGCCAGUGGGUCUGCCUCCACGCCUCCUCUGCCUGA